Messenger RNA from Drosophila suzukii, 709 nucleotides. RefSeq lists its product as uncharacterized. NCBI's taxonomy places the organism in Eukaryota, Metazoa, Arthropoda, Insecta, Diptera, Drosophilidae. The record is from RefSeq and is a predicted model, not a curated record.
GACAAUUCGAACAGUUUGAGCUGAGGCUGCUUGGAGUGAGGACGGGUCGUCGUCAUCGAAAGAUAAUUCAGAACCGCUGCAUCUAGUAUAGGAGGCCAGACAACAACAGUAUUUGUUUAUAUUUCCACAUAGACCGCAUAUUAAUAAAUUAUGAAAUCAGAGGCGUUGCACAAGUUGCUGGCUUUCUAUCCGCUGCUGAUAGUCUGCGCGUGGAGCCACCCAUUGAAUCUUAAUGAACAACAACCAACCAAUCAACAAAUGCCGCCAGUUCAACAACCCGUUAUCUUAAUUAAACAUAAUAUAAGUGCGGAUGAUGCGAAGAAUUAUCAUAUAACCAUACCCAAGGAUCCUAAAGAGGGGGAGCCUUGUCUAACGAUCACUUGGAAGACCAAUCCGGAUGGCAGUGGACCCGGUGAACCGGAAAUCUUUAUGGGAAAUGGUUACUUCGGAAUAAUUCCACAAGUAGCACAAAGACAGCAAGGGCAAUAAACCAAACCCAAGUUUUUAUUUAUUUAUGGACAUUUUGUGAGUGAACAAAAUUAAGAAUACGAUGUGUUGGUUAUCCUAAAAACACAUUAAAGAAUGUAAUGCAAAGCAACUCUUAAAGUAAGUCCUGUAAUAAAAAAUAAUAGAGUCAGUACCUGCCUUUUAAAUCCUUCUAUGUAAAGUGUAAAGGGAUACAUUAAAAAUUGUGCAAAGCCCCUUAAAA